This is a messenger RNA of Brugia malayi, 561 nucleotides long. RefSeq lists its product as uncharacterized. Gene Ontology annotation, biological process: protein import into mitochondrial matrix. The transcript has 5 exons. NCBI's taxonomy places the organism in Eukaryota, Metazoa, Nematoda, Chromadorea, Rhabditida, Onchocercidae. The coding region runs from base 1 to 561 and encodes 186 amino acids. Gene Ontology annotation, cellular component: mitochondrial inner membrane; TIM23 mitochondrial import inner membrane translocase complex. Gene Ontology annotation, molecular function: transmembrane protein transporter activity. The record is from RefSeq and is a predicted model, not a curated record.
AUGGAUGAUCGUGAACCGUGUCCAUACAGAAUUGGAGAUGAUGUUGGUGGUGCAUUUUCACUAGGUCUGGCUGGUGGAUCUAUAUUUCACGCUCAUAGUGGUUUCAGAAAUUCUCCGUGGGGACAUAAACUUGUUGGUAUUGUGCGCGAGGUGCGUACACGGUCACCAGUCGUUGGUGGACAAUUUGCAGCAUGGGGCGGAUUGUUUAGUGCAAUUGAUUGUAGUCUAGUAGGCAUACGAAAAAAGGAAGAUAUGCUCAAUCCAAUCGUAUCCGGUGGACUGACUGGUGCUUUAUUGGCUGUUCGAUCUGGCCCCAUGGUAAUGAUGGGUUCAGCUGCCGUUGGUGCAGUGAUAGUGGGUAUGAUUGAAGUAGCGUCAUUAGCAGUGGGUAAAUUUGCUGGUAUGGUGCUAGACCCGAAUGCUGUGCAACAGCAUGAGUUGGAAGAUCCAGCAAUUUUAAGCGCAAAGCAACAACAGAAGCAUGGAAACGCUGGAAGUAGUUCUACUAGUGUUUCUGGAGAUGCUUCUGCUGUUCCAUUUUCAUUAGCUCAACCUUAUUAA